GCCGGAGGCACACACUCACUUACAGUGCUUCAUGGAUUUGACAUGCAGACAAGCUCGGAUUCAUGUCUCUCCACCUAGACCAGAUCGAGACAGGCCAAAAAGAAGGACCAAAGCAAACACACCUACCCUUUGUCCUCUUUCCGGGAGUGGUGGCUUGCUCCCACGCUCUUUCCCAGCCAACCAGAACACGGCAGUGGCCACCCUUCAAAGUGCCUACCUGCUGGAGUAGGUAGGGCCAACUGUGUGAGGCUCUGCGGGCGCCCUUGGGGCUUGAUGACGUCUGCUCUGAAAGCUUGCCAGUUGUUUUGCCCACGCCAGACCACGUCGCGCUCCGGCCCACAUUACACAAGCCAGACACAGUAAAAGCCCAACAAACCCCCUCAUUCUAUGGGCCUACGGAGACCUCCCCGCCGUCUUUUUCUUUCUUGAUGUUCUUGUCAGGCUGUGUGGUUUCUUUUCUGAGCAAGCUUCGGGUGGUCUCUGCGGUUUGUUGACGGCGUCAAAGCUCCCAAUUUAAAGAGGAGCAACUCACGUACCACGCACAGUACGGCUUGACACCUUGAGGCCACAAGAGAUCCACCGGAUUGAGCAAAGACAGGGAGGUCUCUCUGCAGCAGCCCACUUUUUCCUUCCAUCCUUCUUCUCUGCACUUCUCGGUUGUGCUGUCUUCCGAGGGCCAAUCUUGCGUGGCCUGAUCGGACCUAUCGCCACCCUCCGCCCGUAGCCGGACCCCAAGCCCGCGAGCCCGCCUGCCCGCUCAGUCCCUCUACCCAGCAAGCUACCGUCAGCCUCGCACCCUUACGAAAGCACGCACGCACGGAGCACGGGAGCAGGAGCACGGAGCAGGAGCACGGAGCACAGAGCACAUCCCGGUGAUGCCUUGAGGGUACUGUUGAGGUCAACAUGUCGAUUGUGACCGACCAAGUUCGGCGCGUCGACGCCCAGAUAGACCGUAUUCUUUUGAAUCCGCUGGUAGAUUCAGAAGAUGCCGUGGAGGAGCAGGAGCCGGAAGAUGGCAGCACCGAGAUCGGCGCCCGCAGCGCAGCCGCGGCUGACCUCUCGUCCCCGAGGGUGAACGAGCUACUGCGCAUCGUAAAACGGCUCUCGACGACAUCGGCUACCAUUCUGCCUGCUGCGACUAUCACCGGCCUUCUUCAUCAGUCUGGCCUCGCUGCUGCCGCUGACCGUCCGGACUUCUUUGAGGCUAAGAGCCAAUAUGAGUACGAGGUUGAGUGGCUGCUCGUCAGCAAGGCCACCACGCAGACCUACGGCUUGAUUCUGAACACCUUUCUUGACCAAAUCAUCCCCCUGAGCCAAGACAUCUGGUACUGGGACCAGGUUCUAGGUUCUUACACAUACAGCAGCCUCUACGCUGUCCAGACUUCGCCUGUGCGCUGGUGGAUGUGGGGCAAGGACAUCUAUCAGGAGAGCAAGAUACGUUCGACCUUCUCGCGGCGCACAAGCUUGUUCAGCAGAUCCCCACAAUCCAACAACGACGGCCUGGCCCAGAGAUGGGCCCGUUUCUACUCCAUCGUCCGAGAGACUGUGGUGGACCGGUCCCUCAAAGAUGUGCAACGGAAAAUGUUCUCUACGGUAUCUUUGUGCCGAUCCGAAGCCAAGCAGAAGCAGACGCAUCUCAAGAGGCUGCGCGAGAUGACGGCGACAGGAUUGGGUGUCCUGGUAGACGAGGCUCUCAAUUUUGAGAUUGAUGAUGAAAAGAGCGACGUCCGCGACCACAGCGCCGAGUUCAGGGGCGUCGUGGAGCGAAGCGUCGCCCUGAUGGACCUGGUCCUUCGGGAUGCUUCGAACCUAGAACACCGCGUAUCCGAAUUUGAGGACAAGGUUUUUGCCGGAGUCGAGGAGGACCCUGAUCUGUCAAUCCACGCUGAUGAGAUGGUCAAUAAGACUGCCAUCGUGGCGCGGAGGCUGCUGUCUAUCCUGGAGGAACGCAUCCCUGGGCAUAUUGUAGAGACGAACAAGAUCGUGGCCGCCAACGGCCGUCCUUCGCGUCUCGUCAGGUACUGGCUCCCCACGGGUCUUCUCUUGGUAUCCUCAUCCACGCUCCUCCGCUUCCUGGUCAACCGCAAAGCCGACAUCAUCGACUGGGUCCGUGACCUCGGCGUGACAACACGUGACUUCUGGUUCAACUGGGUGGUCGAGCCCGUUCGCAAGAUUAUUGGCACGGUCCGGCGCGAUUCCCAAUCCGAGAUUGCUAUCAUGAGCCGCGACAGCUUGAAGGCCGACCGCGAGAGCUUGGAGCGGAUGGUUGUGGAAUUUGCUACGGACAAGCCCAGCUUCGCUGAAUCCUCCUCUCCCCUGACCGAGACACAGAUUGCCGAGAUCCGCGACAAGGUCAAGGAGGGCGACGUUACUCCAGUCCUCAAGGCAUACGAGAGAGACCUGCGCAAGCCCUUUGUCGGGGCUGUCAAGGGUGAUCUGGUCCGGAGUCUCCUGAUCCAGGUCCAGAAGACCAAGGUCGACCUGGAAGUUGCCAUCAGCGGGAUCGACGCCCUUCUCAAGUCGCAGGAGCUCGUCUUCGGGCUGGUGGGGCUGACGCCCGGCAUACUCGUCUCCUUCACGGUGCUCUCAUACCUGCGCGGGGUGCUCCUCAGCAACCGCAGGGGUGUACGGCAGCAGGGCGAGCGGGUAGGCCGGUGCGUGAGGACGCUGCGCAACAUCGACCGCAUCUUCACCGAGGCGACCCCCGUCAACGGCAUCCUGGGUUACAAGGACCACGGCCUGCUGGUCACGGAGGUGCACAUACUGCGGAACCUGGUGCGGAGUGGGAGGCUCAUGCCUCGUGAGGUUGAGAGCGAGUUCCUCGAGGACCUCGAGGAUGUAGCCAACGGCAAGGGAAUCCAGAUCCAGGUAAGGGCGCUGGACAGGAUCCGCUGGGCUUAUGCCAGGUGGUUACGCGCCAAUUAAACACAGCACGGAAGGGCAAGCUGUUAUUGUUGCCCUUGGUGGGCUGAGGGUGUAUUGGUUGCUGAGGGGGGUGUCAUGGGAAUACGUAGUGAACGGUCACAAUACAUAACAAUGAAAUUCU
Messenger RNA from Diaporthe batatas, 3046 nucleotides. RefSeq lists its product as uncharacterized. The transcript is spliced from 2 exons. The coding region runs from base 904 to 2925 and encodes 673 amino acids. The record is from RefSeq and is a predicted model, not a curated record. Gene Ontology annotation, cellular component: mitochondrial outer membrane. NCBI's taxonomy places the organism in Eukaryota, Fungi, Ascomycota, Sordariomycetes, Diaporthales, Diaporthaceae.